Messenger RNA from Raphanus sativus (radish), 2499 nucleotides. RefSeq names its product BEL1-like homeodomain protein 2. Gene Ontology annotation, molecular function: DNA-binding transcription factor activity, RNA polymerase II-specific; RNA polymerase II cis-regulatory region sequence-specific DNA binding. The record is from RefSeq and is a predicted model, not a curated record. The coding region runs from base 236 to 2242 and encodes 668 amino acids. Lineage: Eukaryota; Viridiplantae; Streptophyta; Magnoliopsida; Brassicales; Brassicaceae. The transcript is spliced from 5 exons. Gene Ontology annotation, biological process: regulation of transcription by RNA polymerase II.
UAAGUUUUAUUAUAUUUAAAGAAUUCCUGAAUAAACUCUUAGUAACAAAGAAAACAAGAAAAGGAGAGUCCAGAAAAAGAAAGCCAGAGAGAAAAAGAAAACGAUACCUAAGUUAAAUUUGUACCUCUCUCUUUUCUUCCUGCAGCAAACUCCACAGUUAUAUUCAUGAGAAGAGGAUUGAAAGAUUGACAUAGGAAUAGCCAAAAAAAACUUGAAGACUCUUCACAAUAAUUCUAUGUCCCAAGAUUACCACCACCAUCAUCAUCAACAACACCAAGGAGGAAUCUUCAGCUUCUCUAAUGGAUUCGACCGAUUAGAUUCGACCAGCUUAACAACUCAGCAGAAGCAAGAACAUCAAAGGGUAAAAAUGGACGAGGAAUCCUCAGUCGCCGGAAGUGGUAUUCCGGUCUACGAAACAGCCGGAAUAUUAUCAGAUAUGUUUAACUUUCCCGGUAGCAGCGGUGCAGUAGGAGGAGGAGAUCCUGACCACGACCAAUCUUUCCGGUCAAAUAGACAGUUUCUUGAGAAGCAACAUGAUCAGAAUAUUCCGGCGAAUUCCGCCGCCGCCAUGCAGUUAUUUUUAAUGAAUCCUCCGCCACCGCAACAACCACUGUCUCCGUCAUCUACAACCUCCACAAGAAGCCACCACAACAAUUCCUCAACUCUUCACAUGUUACUACCGAAUCCAUCUCACCAGCAAGGCUACACAAGUACUAUGUCUAUGCAUCAAAUUCCACAUCAGCAUCAAGAACAACUGACGUGGCAGUCUUCCUCUUCUUCCGACCAUCAUCAUCAUCAUCAUUACAACAGCCAAACCGAGAUCGGAACCAUCCACAGCGGUGGACAAGGCUUGUCCCUAUCUCUCUCGUCGUCUUUAGAGGCUGCAGCAAAAGCGGAAGAGUAUAGAAAUAUUUACUAUGGAAGCAAAACUACUCUUCUUGCUGACUACCCUCAACAUCAUCUCAGAUCAUCUCCGGCGGUUGCGGCGGCUUCUUCUUCUACCGUAGGAGCGAUCAAUAUCCUAAGAUCCUCGAGGUACACGAAGGCCGCUCAAGAGUUGUUGGAGGAGUUUUGCACCGUUGGAAGAGGAUUUUCUAAGAAAAAUAAACUUAGGAACAGUUCAAACCCUAAUACUAGUGGUGGCGACGGUGGCUCUCCAUCGUCGGCUGGAGCAAUUAAAGAUCAGCCUCCUUUGUCGGCGUCUGAUCGGAUUGAGCACCAAAGAAGGAAAGUGAAGCUACUCGCCAUGCUUGAAGAGGUGGACCGACGGUACAACCAUUACUGCGAGCAAAUGCAGAUGGUUGUGAACUCUUUCGACAUAGUAAUGGGCCACGGUGCGGCGUUACCGUACACCGCCUUAGCUCAAAAGGCUAUGUCUAGGCAUUUUCGAUGCCUUAAAGAUGCGGUUGCGGCUCAACUUAGGCAGAUCUGUGAACUUCUUGGGGACAAAGAUGCAGCUGGAAUAUCUUCUUCCGGAUUAACUAAAGGUGAAACGCCGCGGUUGCGUUUGCUAGAACAGAGUUUGCGUCAACAACGUGCGUUUCAUCAAAUGGGGAUGAUGGAACAAGAAGCUUGGCGGCCACAACGCGGUUUGCCUGAACGCUCCGUUAAUAUCCUUAGAGCUUGGCUCUUCGAACAUUUUCUCCACCCGUAUCCAAGCGAUGCAGAUAAGCACCUCUUGGCUCGCCAGACUGGUUUAUCCAGAAACCAGGUAUCAAAUUGGUUCAUAAAUGCUAGGGUUCGAUUAUGGAAACCAAUGGUGGAAGAAAUGUAUCAACAAGAAUCAAAAGAAAGAGAAAGAGAAGCAUUAGAAGAAAGUGAACAAGAUCAAGAACCAAGAAACAACAACAACGACAAGAGCACAAAAUCCAACAACAAUGAUAGCAACCUCACUCCAGUUCGGACCACUUCACAAACUUCAAUGACAGCUGCACAAUCAGCAACAACCGCACCCGAAGCAGGAGUAGCGACAGGCCACCGUCUAAGAUCAUCCGACAUCAAUGCUUACGAAAACGACCCUUCCUCCUCCUAUACCAACGUCGCCGCAGUCUCUAGUUACGCUGGUCCAACCGCAUUUUCUGCGGUUGCUACUUGUCAGAAAGGUAUUGGAGGAUUUGAUGAUACUAACAUGGAUGGUGAUAAUGUUAUAAGUUUUGGUACAAACCCUACUGGUGACGUGUCACUCACGCUUGGUCUACGCCAUGUUAGCAAUAUGCCUGAUCAACGCUUCCUUCUGCGAUAGAGAGUUUGGGGUUGGUGGUUGGUUUGAUUUUGUUACUACACUUAUUUAACUAAUAUCUGUUUUCAUUAUUGUAUUCAAAAUCUAUUUAAACUCUCACAAGAAUACUUUAGAAUUUAGAUCAUCCUUUUUUUCUUUUACUUGGUUUUCUUCUUGCAAACUAGAAGACAACAAUUUAACAUCAUAUUGUAACUGUACAAAACUACAACUUAAUGUUUUCUUUCACUGUUUUGUUUGUCUAAUCCUAAUAUUUUCUCUAA